AUGGCAGCAGAGACGCGGGAACGCGCGGGGCCGCCGGCGGCGGCCGGGGCGGCGGGGGCCCGCGGUGGCCGGCGGCAGGACGGGGGGGCCGCGCGCGCUCCCCGUGACCGCCCCGCGUGUCCCCACGCAGUGGUGCUCGUGGGCGAGUCCGGCGUGGGCAAGACCAACCUGCUGUCGCGCUUCACCCGCAACGAGUUCAACCACGACAGCCGCACCACCAUCGGCGUGGAGUUCUCCACGCGCACCGUGCUGCUCGGCACCGCCGCCGUCAAGGCGCAGAUCUGGGACACGGCCGGGCUCGAGCGCUACCGCGCCAUCACCUCCGCGUACUACCGCGGGGCUGUGGGCGCCUUGGUGGUCUUCGACAUCACCAAGCACCAGACGUACGACGCCGUGGAGCGCUGGCUCAAGGAGCUCUACGAGCACGCCGAGGCCGCCGUCGUCGUCAUGCUGGUGGGCAACAAGACGGACCUGGCGCAAGCUCGCGAGGUGCCCACCGAGGAGGCCAGGAUGUUCGCAGGUGCCGGGCAGGGGCCGCCGUGGGGACGGGGACGGGGACGGCGCGUCCGCUCACCCCUGUCCCCGCCGCGCGCGCCCGAAAAAAAGGCGCGGGCCGCCACCAACGUGGAGCUCCCCUUCGAGAGCAUCCUCAAGGGAGGCUCUGAUGUUGUCCCCUGUGUCCCCCCUGUCGCGCUGUGGCGCUUCCCCCGCGACGCGGCACGUGCAGGGCAGGAACGCCGGGACUUCCCAACGGAGCCUCCGCGUGGACGGCCGGACCUGGACACGGCCGGCCAGGAGCGCUAG
This is a messenger RNA of Tinamus guttatus (white-throated tinamou), 804 nucleotides long. Lineage: Eukaryota; Metazoa; Chordata; Aves; Tinamiformes; Tinamidae. The record is from RefSeq and is a predicted model, not a curated record.